Phytophthora sojae is the source of this 1059-nucleotide messenger RNA. RefSeq lists its product as hypothetical. The coding region runs from base 1 to 1059 and encodes 352 amino acids. The record is from RefSeq and is a predicted model, not a curated record. Lineage: Eukaryota; Oomycota; Peronosporomycetes; Peronosporales; Peronosporaceae. The transcript has a single exon.
AUGACGCCCGCCGACUGGCGAUCCAGCAGCGAGGACGCCGAGUAUGCGUUCAUGCUCUUCCACGCCGACAACACACAGACACAGUACCAGCAACCAGCACAGGCAGCAGCAGCGCAGUACGCCCACGCCCCCAACAUGCACCCAUCGCUAUGCGGUGGCGCCAACCAGGCCCUCAGCGACGAAGAGAUCUUGGACGAGAUCUUCCAGGAGAUCAUGUCGCCCGGCCCACAGGACCAGGAGCUGCCGGCCACCGACAUGACCGGCAUGGCCAGCAGCCCCGCACUUUUCAGCCCCGUGCUCACGCCCACCUCAGCACUCACAGCCUCGGCCCCCUCCACGCCACAGCUCACCAGCACGUUGCGCCGAGGCAGCAUCCCGUCCGCCUCGCUCGGAUCCAUCUCGCCCAACAUGGCCGCGGCCCUGCGCGUACCGGCGUUCCCCAUGGGCCACACCGCUACAGGCUCGGCCCGCAACACAGCCUUCUUCCCCAUGCUCCCCGAGCCAAAGGCUCGUGUCGGCGCCGGCCUCGGCGCCUUCGGCGUCCACCACAGCUCCAUGCUAUUCACGUCGCCGACGGCCGCCAGUCGUCGCGCCUACCGACGCACCAACCGGCCGAGCCGCCUGCAGAAGAAGAAGCCGGCCUCGCGCAUCUGCCGCAUGCCCGGCUGCACCAAGGGCAUCCGCUCUCGCGGCCUGUGCAAGGCCCACGGCGGCGGCCGGCGGUGUACGACGCCCGGAUGCGAGAUCAGCGACCAGGGUGGAGGCCACUGCAUCGCGCACGGCGGCGGCCGCCGCUGCUCGGUCACGGGCUGCCAGAAGUCGGCCCAGUCCAAGGGCCUGUGCAAGCUGCACGGCGGCGCUCGGCUGUGCCGCCUGCCGGACUGCAACAAGAACGGUCAGAUCAAGGGCCUCUGCAGGCUGCACUACAGCCUGACCAUGGCGGCCAAGAGCUCUGCGGCCAGCAAGGCGGCCACUGCCGUGCCGUCGCCCAUGCCCAUGGCCAUGAAGCUCGAGCCCCCGGCCAACUGCGGCCCGUGCGACUUCGAGCUGCGGGUGUAG